AUGUCGGAACCGAAAGUUAGGAGGCAAAACCACUCCUGCGACCACUGCAGGAAGAGUAAGAAGGCGUGCGAUGGGUAUAUUCGCAAUGAGAAGCCGGCAGUCUCACCUGAUGCAACGUCGCCCACUUCUGGGUCGCAAAUCUAUGGAGGAUCGGAACCAGGACUCAAGUCCUGCUCGUACUGUAUCAGAACCAAGAAGGUUUGCAGUCUGAACCCACAGUGGGGAAAGACUCGAUCAAGGUCUCGAGUUAGUGAGACAGGGUCAAGCAUCACCAGCACCUCCAACGACAGCUCACAGAGCAAGAGGAAGCGCAAUGAGUCUCCCGCCACUACUACUGCCCCUUCACUUAACGCAAAAUACUGCGACAUCACUGCAGCGAAUAUGCUGCAGAUGCUUCAGGACUCUACACCUGGGCAAGGUCUAUCCUGGAACAACCCUUUCAGCACAGACAUCCCUUCCUUUCUCUCCCUGGACCAAAACCUCGAUGGCCAAAGCCUCGCGAUGAGCUUCUCUAGUCCAGAGAGUGCUUCGCAGACUGUUGCAAAAGACACUAUUGAUGAAGGGCUGCCCGAACUCACAAAGCAGACAUCCCAUGCUGCAACUGACGCCUUGGACAACGCGACAUCCUAUUCAGGCUCACAGGACUUUGACAUAAAUAAUCUCUGGGACUUGGACUUCUCAGAAAUCAACUCUGCACCACUAGACACGCUUUCAUCAAUAGAAUCUCCGGCCUAUGGACACAAAGCUGUUCAGGUGAAACGCAGAGCUCGGUUGCCCUCCAAUGACUGGUCAGGAUAUCCUAACUUCUCACCGUCACCGUUCACUAGCGACUCUCUCAUCAUGCAAACCUCCAAUCGAUAUAUGAUCACCGAGAGUCUUCUUCAGAUAUAUCAUGACGUCCUGGAGAAUAACCUUGCAUGCUGGCUAGCGGAGGAGAAUUGCCCAUAUAAGCUACAAGUUGUCGCUCGCACUAGUCCAGCGCCAGAACCCAAACUAGCUGCGGCUCCAGGACCCUCCCGACAUAAUCCGAAUCUUCCGCCAGAAUGGGGUGCCGCUUGGUCGAACAGGAUGUAUCGUCGCGUCGUGGAACUAGAUCGAGCCGCUCAGUCAGCGAGGCUGAUCAACCUUACACGUUCUGAAAGCCAAGCUGCAUCUCGAGUACUAGAUCUCGUCAUAAUGGCUUUCACAACACAAUGGGCCCAGGGCAACCGUCGCCAAGAAAGGUUCUCCAUGGGGCCGAACGACUUUGCCACUGAAGCAGAUGACCUAGCCGACGCUCUGAAUCAAGAGUUUGAAGAGAGCUUACAGCAAUCGGUAUGGGAGCAAGCAAAGAGGGCACUUCAAGACGUGGUUGAUGUCGAGUCUUAUCGCGUCAUCUACGCUGAACUGAUAUUUGGUCUCACACAAAAGCCCUGGGCUAGCGAUGAGUAUCAACAGAAAUCCUUUGGAUCUAAGAAAGGAAAAAGUGGCAAGGGUAUCAAAGAGAACGCGAUGCCAGAGAUUAUCGAGAUUAUGUCUCAGGAAGGACCUCAUAUCUAUUUGGAGCGGGCAACGAGGAAGAUUCACGCUCUCAAGUUCAGGUUUGAAGCCAGUGAAUCUGGUUUCAUGGAGACGAGCAAAAAGCACGCUCCUCGGAGGUUAACUGAGGAGAACAGGCGGACCAUCGGCUUACUCUACUGGCUUGCUGUCAUGUUUGAUACAGUCUCUUCAUCGAUGAAUGAACGGCCAGUUGCACUAGCUGAUGAAGACUGUCAACAUGAAGAUGCAGACCAAAUACUGGCAGACAGUAUGCGGGCAGCUCAGAAGAGUCGGCGAGGAAGCCAACGAUGGAAAAUGGAACUGUUUAUCCAAGAUGAUGCAACGAAACCAACAGUCGGAACAAGGUGGCCAUGCUCAUAUGAUGAUGCGAUGCAAAUGGUUGCCAAGUCAGCACCUGUUAAGAUCCUAAUCUAUCGACACUUGUCGUAUCUUCAAAACGCGCUGCGAAAACGAGAAUGUGCCCAGGCAAUCGAGGAGAUUAUUCAGCAAACGACUCUACUAUACCGGUACUGGAACAUGACCCACGGUGCCUUCUUUCGAGAUCUCAUCAGACACUAUGAUACAGUCCCGCCCCGGAUUAGAAGCUGGUUCUUCUGCAUUGCAGUCCCGUGGCAUCUCGGCGCUUUAAUGCUCGCAGAUGUUCUUGAGUUCAUCGACAAGAACAACUACGGUCUUGACCAAGCCCGUCAAAAGCGACUAAGCGGCAACGUCGCAGCCCGAAUCCGCAAAGCCAGUGCCAUCGAACUCGCCGACCUCGCUCAAGUAACGACACCGCGACUGUUUCAAGAAGCUGGUAUAAACGCCGCGCAACUUCCAGAUUACCACUUCGCAGUCAGCGAGGGGCCAUUGCUGACCGAGCCUUGGACUGUUAUCCUUAUAAGAGGGUUUACGAAAGCGUGUUUGUUUCAUUUGGACAUGGCUGAUGACUUUCAGCAGCAUGAGGGAGAUCUUUUGGGUCAUGAUAGUGAAGAUUUUCAGGAUAGUUUGAGGAGGGCGGAGUAUUGUAUAAGGGCGCUUUGGUGUCUGGGGAAGAAAUCAGAGAUGUCGAGGAAUAUUACCAAGGUGCUUGUUGGGGCGCUACAAGAGCUACAGAUAUGA
Messenger RNA from Fusarium fujikuroi IMI 58289, 2637 nucleotides. RefSeq names its product related to regulatory protein alcR. Gene Ontology annotation, molecular function: DNA-binding transcription factor activity, RNA polymerase II-specific; zinc ion binding. Lineage: Eukaryota; Fungi; Ascomycota; Sordariomycetes; Hypocreales; Nectriaceae. The coding region runs from base 1 to 2637 and encodes 878 amino acids. The record is from RefSeq and is a predicted model, not a curated record. The transcript is spliced from 2 exons. Gene Ontology annotation, biological process: regulation of DNA-templated transcription.